Messenger RNA from Symbiodinium natans, 299 nucleotides. Lineage: Eukaryota; Dinophyceae; Suessiales; Symbiodiniaceae. The record is from the annotation of a GenBank genome assembly.
GCGCACUCUUCACGGCCUUUGUCGCUGCGCCCCGCGCCGCCCCGGCCCCCACGGCGCCCCAUGCCACUGCCGCCUUGAGCGCCGCGACGCUGAUGGCCCCUGCAGCAGCCCACGCUGAGGACGGUGCCGUGUGGAUCCCCGCCCUUUCCGCCAUCGGCGCCGGAUUCGCCAUCGGCCUUGCCGCCAUCGGAUCGGGCGUGGGCCAGGGCAUUGCCAGCGGCCGCUGCAUUGACGGGAUCUCCCGCCAGCCGGAGGCCACCGAGGGCCACUUUUCUUUGGGAGUUCUUGGCAGGGUUUAG